Lichtheimia ornata is the source of this 2912-nucleotide messenger RNA. RefSeq lists its product as uncharacterized. The annotation marks the transcript as partial. The transcript has a single exon. Gene Ontology annotation, molecular function: aspartic-type endopeptidase activity. Lineage: Eukaryota; Fungi; Mucoromycota; Mucoromycetes; Mucorales; Lichtheimiaceae. The record is from RefSeq and is a predicted model, not a curated record. Gene Ontology annotation, biological process: proteolysis.
AUGGCUGCUGGAAACCGUAAUCAUCUCAAAAGACUGUUCUCGGAGAUACACCAAACCAAGCACUUACUUAAGUCAUUCCGUAAGCUUAAGGAAGAAGAAUACGGGAACCAUGAGCCAAAGAACAAGCCUACCAUCACCCAGGCGAAGCUGUCUGUAAGAGACAUUCCUCCGUUUCAGCUUAAGGGAUCUCAUGUGUGGCGUCCAGACAAGGAGGUGUUUGAAUCAGCUGUGCAUUUCCUUUCAAGUUUCCAAAAAGUCCUCAACACAGGCAGCGUAAACAAGGAUCUCGAGUGGCAAAAGUGGCUACAUGUCGCAUUGCAUCAAGACCACGAUGAAUGGUUUGAAUCCGAAUUGGCCGACAAAGGAUAUACAUGGGAGCAGGCGAAAGUUGUAUUCAAGAAGCGUUUCCAAUCGAUGGAUUACAUCGUCUCCAAGGCCACGCAAGCGUACUCAAUCACCAUGAACUCUGAUGAGUCGAUUCUGGAUUUUGCAACACGUUUCCAAGCAUGUUACAGACAAGGAGGUCUCAAGGAUGGUGAAGGUUUGGCGUUACGUUUCAUGGCUGCCUUACUUCCACAAGUCCGUGACAGGGUGAAAUUGGCAUGGCACGCCAAACACAAUGGACAUCCGCAACGAGUCGAUGAUAUCAUUCAAGUCGCCCAAACCAUCACGGAGGACAAGAGGGUCAUGGAUACUUAUCAACCACGUAACAACUCACACCGUCGACAUGGAAACAAGCGCUUCCGCCGCCAUUCGCCAUAUGCUGGUUCACGCAACAUGCCAAAACGAUCAGGUGGCUCAUCCCAUGCAGCUGUUGGUUGCGAUUACCACGGACCCAAGGCACACCAUUCAUCGCAAGAGUGCUUCAAGCUGAACAAGAACAGAAACAGCAAGUGCGAUUAUUGUGGCAAAGAGCGUCUACCAGGCCACAGGUGUGACGAGUACCGCCAGGCGAUGGCGUCACGCCACAAACAGAACAAUACCAAUGGCACAUCUACCACUCACACAGUGCGUGCCAUUGACAGGGAUGACCAUACCCCUUCACAAUCUCAAAAUGACUAUCCUACCAAUGAUGAUAUUAUGGAGGAAAUCUUCUCCGAAUUGGACGCAAUCAGCCAACAUGAUCACACCUCGCAUUCAGGUAACAUCAUCAUAAGAGCAAGCACCACUUUUCAUUCACAAAAUCACUCACUCAUGACUCCUAUCAUUAUACAGGAUAAACGCCUAUUAGGCUUAGUGGAUAGUGGUGCAAGCGUUUCAAUAAUAAAUGAAAGUUUAUGUCACAAAUAUUCUUGGUCAAUCAUACCAGCUGAAGGCUCUUUACAAUUUGCGGGAAAGAAUCAUACCACACGCCGCAUAGGCGUUACACAGCCUCUUACCAUUCAUUACAAUAAUAAACCUCCUUUCACGCAUCAAUUCGAAGUCAUGCAAACGGGGGACAACAUCGAUUGCUAUGUUGGUCUUGAUCUAUUCUCACGUUUAGGCAUCUCUAUACACAACCUUGCAUUCAAAUGGGAUGACACCCAGGCUAAUCCUGAAAAAGAUUAUGACACAACAUAUGCGGACAUUGUGCAACCCAACGAAUCUCCCGUUGGCACUAAAGAACAACGCGAACAAAUGAUGCGCGAAUUAGAACCAUACAUGAAGGCUAAUGCAGCCAUACCUCAAUCAUCUUUCUGCACCAUACCAGAAUCUAUCAUACGCUUGCCUACACCUGAAGGUGAAAAAGUCUAUCGCAGGCAAUAUCCAUUACCCAUAGCUCUUGAGACCAUCAUCGACGAUGCUGUUAAUACAUGGCUGCAAAAUGGUACCAUCAUACGUGCCAGCAUUGAUAACGGUUGGAAUUCACCACUUACUCUUGCCGAUAAAAAAGACGCGUCCGGCAAAAAGACAGGCAAAAGACCGUGCUUAGAUCCACGACUCAUUAACCAAUUACUACCUGAUGAUCGUUAUCCUCUUCCAUUGAUAAAACAAAUCUUCCAUCGCUUACAUGGUUCAACGAUUUAUACCACACUUGAUCUUAAAAAUGCCUUCCAUCGCUUCCGUAUUCAUCCAGACGAUCAACACAAAACCACUUUUACUCAUCGCAAUAUACAAUACAUGUUCCAAGGUUGCCCCUUUGGGCUCAAACCUCUAUCAUCCAAAUUCCAACGAGUUAUGACAUACAUCUUUAAAGACAUGCCUUUUGUUGAAACCUUCGUUGACGAUAUCGUUAUACAUUCUACUACAUUCAAUGAACACACUGGGCAUAUUAAACAAGCCAUCUCUGCACUCACACACGUAAAUCUUAUUCUCAAUCCGGCUAAAUGCCACUUUGCACAACAUACCGUAUACCUUCUUGGCUUUACUAUCUCUGCCAAAGGCAAACGUCCUGACCCACGUAAAAUUGAGCAUGUACUACAAUGGCCUACACCUUGUACGGGUAAAGAUAUCCAAAGCUUCUUGGGCAUCGUCAAUUACUUUCGAGAUCACAUACCAAAAAUUGCUCAACUCAAUGCUCCAUUAGAACGCCUUCGCAAUGAAAACUCACUUCAGGGCAAAUGGACCGCCGAACAUGAUAAGCACUUUUCACUGCUCAAAAAGAUCCUAUCUUCUGAUCUCAUCUUACAUCAUCCUGAUCUACGACAUCCAUUCUAUAUUGCCACUGAUGCCUCAAACACAGGCAUUGGCGCUGUUCUUUUCCAAAUUGUUGACAAUGACAAACGUUACAUUGAAUUUGCUGCCCGAGCUUUAUCAACCUCUGAAAGGAAUUACUCUACUACACGACGCGAACUUCUCGCUAUUGUCUUUGCCUUACGUCGUUUUCAUCACUUUGUAUGGGGAAACCCAUUUACUUUGUAUACGGAUCAUCGUUCUCUCACACACCUGUUCACUCAGCCUAUCGCCAAUUCCAUGAUGAUUAAUUGGUUCGA